AUGUUUAGCAAUAUAGUAUUUUUAGUCCAACUUGGAUUGGUUAUUUUCAGUUGGAGAGUUGUUUCACUAGUAAAAGGUGAAGGUGAAGGCAACACUUUUAAAGAGAGAGUACACUCGCUUAGUAUGUCUCUUAUUUCAGAUAUAUUUACAAUCUUAAUGUUUGUCGUAGUUUGUAUAUUAUUCUUUUGGAGAGCAAAAUCUUUAUUUAAAGAAUUAAAAUCAAAUCCUUCAGAUCAGUGGAAAUCAUUGAUUGGCAGUCAAUUUUAUAAUGGUGGUAUAGAGUUUUGUUGUUUCACAGCUUUGCUUUGUCUGAAAUGGCCAGUUGUAUUCACCACCUUGUGGUAUUUAGGAACUGAUAAAGAAGAUAAAUCAACUUGGUAUGAUAUUUUCAUGAGAGAAUUCACACCAAAGACACAACCAAAAGAGCUAUUCUCGACUGGCGAGCAAACAGCAAAUACAGCACCAGGCAAAAAGCUAUCGGAUGAUGAAUGGAAGAAACAAUUUAGACGUGAUCUUCAAAACAUUGGUUUCGAAUUCGACGCUGAGGGUGAAAUCUCACGUUUCCCACCGACCGAAGUCAUGGAGCAAUAUCAAAAGAGUCAGAGAUUCAGAGAUUUGAUCUUUUCACAGCCAUCCGAAGAGGAUGGAGACGACAUUGUAAUUAAGGAUCAAAAAGACGUUAAACAACAACAGCAACAACAAUCAUCUUCGCAACCUGAAACUAAACAACAACCACAACAGCAGCAACAACAACAUCAAUCUCAAAAGUCAAACUCAAAAUCAAAGAAAUCAAAGAAAAAUAAAUAA
Molecule: messenger RNA, 807 nt
Organism: Heterostelium album PN500
Lineage: Eukaryota; Evosea; Eumycetozoa; Acytosteliales; Acytosteliaceae
Exons: 3
Coding region: 1-807 (268 amino acids)
Source: RefSeq, a predicted model, not a curated record